AUGGCACUGUGUCUUGUACCGUCAGUCAAAUUCAACACCGAAACCGAAGCAAGUCAGUUUCUCAACCACAUCCGUGAUGUAUACGACGUUACAUACAAAGAUGAAGCCGAAUGCCGGGCAUACUGCUGGUUUCGCAAGAACGGUGACCCGAGCAUAGUCCAGGGGUUUGAAUUUUACGAAAAUGAAAAUGCCCUUGCAAUCACACACCGAUCCUCUGACCCAUACAAGAAGAUGAGACAGUUUCUCGGCACUGUGCAGAUCGGACGCCCGAACGGUAUAACACACCAACCACCAUCUUCCAUGACUCCAGUCGUGGACUCCCCUGCGUGA
Molecule: messenger RNA, 330 nt
Organism: Penicillium mononematosum
Lineage: Eukaryota; Fungi; Ascomycota; Eurotiomycetes; Eurotiales; Aspergillaceae
Product: putative quinol monooxygenase
Exons: 3
Coding region: 1-330 (109 amino acids)
Source: RefSeq, a predicted model, not a curated record